This is a messenger RNA of Selaginella moellendorffii, 1131 nucleotides long. RefSeq lists its product as uncharacterized. The coding region runs from base 27 to 875 and encodes 282 amino acids. Gene Ontology annotation, cellular component: chloroplast membrane. The record is from RefSeq and is a predicted model, not a curated record. NCBI's taxonomy places the organism in Eukaryota, Viridiplantae, Streptophyta, Lycopodiopsida, Selaginellales, Selaginellaceae. The transcript has 10 exons.
UUUCGCAUUUCUAUUUCAUAGGGCAAAUGGCGCUCUCGGCGCAUUCUCUCCAUGGCGCGGCGCUCGGCGCUCCAUCCAGAAUGCUCGAAGUUCGAUCGAGAAUCCAUGCUCUUCCGAGCUCGAUAUAUUUCAAAAGAACAAAGCUUUCGAGGCUUGCGACGUGCAAUGCUGCCGAUAUGUCUGCGGGAUUAGGAUCGGGCGCCGAGGAGAAUCCUUACGAGGUUCUUGGCGUAAAUCCGCUCGAGAGUUUUGAUAAGAUCAAAGUGCUUUACUCGAGGAAGCACAAGGACGCUGAAAAAAGUGGCAAUGAGGCUGCCGCUGCUCGAUUGGAGAGAGCGUAUGAUAAGAUUAUGAUGUCUCAACUCUCCAAGAGAAAGAAGGGAUUGACGUUUGGAGCCGUCGAGGUCUCGAAGAACAUCAAAUAUGCAGACAAGCAACCGCUACUUCCAUGGGGUCCAAAAAAAGCUCGCUCCAUCAAGAGAGAUAUCAUGAUCAACGUUGGCAUUUCAGUAGCAAUGUCUGUUUGGGUUGUGAUAUCAGAGGGUAUGGCUGACUGGAAACCUUUGCAAGUGCUUAUCUUUGGCUACGUCUUUCAGUUGUUCAAUAAGCUCAAGCAGUACGAACCUCCUGAUGUCACAGUCUAUGAUGAAGAGGAUCACAACAAAAACGUUGCAAAGAGUGGAAAGAGACUCCUUCGCACGUUUGGACUUGUUUUCGGGUGCGUCACUGUUGCCUCAUUGGUGUUUACUGGUAUUCUGAAUGGCAUCGAGAUUAUAGGAGCUUCCAUUCCUCGCGCCCUGUACAAUAGCCAGGAAACAUUCGUGACCAUCGUCUCGGCUGUCCUUAUGUUCUUCGUGGGAUCAUUCUACAGGUAGCAUCUAGACAAAGACAUGUUUGAUUCUGCCGGUUUGAGUGAUCGAUGAUCGAUGGUGGUGUUACUGCCAAAAUCAUUUUUGUGGAAUGCCCAGCAAGGAAGAAAGUGUGCUCGCUUUGCCGAGAGUGCUUUGGUGAACUGGAGAUUCCAAUAGUGGGAUAGAAAUCGAAGCUUUGGUGUUUGGAGGAGCACCAAACAAUGCGAUAUUCGUUCGCCUUUGGGCUGACAUAAAGUGAGACGAUCAUUGUGAAGCCCCA